UGUCCCUUUCUCAAGGGGGAAUUUACUGCUUUGCCAUUGAUGAAAAGGACCUGCCUCGUGCUUCAAGGUGGCCACUUACACUCCAGCCAUCACAUUCCAGCCUCUGGAAAGGGAAGAGAAAAGGAAGGUCAGGUGGAUGGCAUGCUGAGGACCUUCCUGCCCUGUUACCGUAGGCAGCUGGCUGCAGCUGUGCUCAGACACAUUUCCCAGGAGCUGGGACCCCAGGACCCAGCCAGAUGCCAGCUGUCCCACACCAAAAAGCUGCCUCGAGUCAGGGAGCACCAAGGGCCCUUGACCCUGCUUCAGGGCCACCCACCACAGUGGCAACCAACCUUCUGUGUUCUGCGUGGAGACGGACGUCUAGAAUGGUUCAGUCACAAGGAGAACUAUGAGUCUGGGGGUCGUCCGCUGGGCUUUGCAGCUCUGACAGGAUAUACACUGCUCACGUCCCAGCGUGAAUACCUCUGCCUUUUGGAUGACCUCUGCCCCAGCUCCUCUGGAGACCUUGCCCUGGAGGAGCCGCUGCGGGUGCUUGAGGAGCCCGUGAGCUUCACGCUCUUCCUCGUGCACCCCUUCCGGGCUCACCUCUGCUUCUGCGCUCGCUCUCGGGGGGCACACCGCGCCUGGAGGCUCAGCCUGCAGGGUGCCAUUCGUCUGAGAGCCACCGUCCUGCAGCGCAGCCGGGCGCCCGCGGCCUGCGCCUUCCUGGAUGCCGUGCUGCUCUAUCGACGACGCCGGGGCUACGCUGGUGGAGACGAUGGGAUACUGGGCUCCGACGCAGAGGUGCUGAGCGCCGAGCUGAUGCGGGAGUUGUUGCCCGGGCUGCGAGCACAGACGCUCCGAAGCCUGCGCGGUGCGGGACGUGCCCGAGCCCGUGCAUGCGCGGAGUUCCUCGACGCCGUGCACGCGGCCGUCCUGGCCUGGGCAUCCUCGGGGCUGCGUGCCUUCCAGCCAGAGAAAGACGCACUGCUGGCGGCUCUGGAGAGGAUGGUGCGCGCAGACCUUGAGCAGAUCCUGCAGCAGCGUGCACUUGGAGCCCGGAGAAUAGAAGCCGAGAUCCAGGACGCAGUAGAGGCAUGCCUGUGUCAGAAGGUGGACCCGCAACUGCCCCAGCUUACCCUUGCGCUUCUGAGCCCAGUGGAAGCCACGCUCCAAGCUGUUCGGACCCUUCUCAUCCAGGGGAUGGAUCGGCUGUGUCACUACCUUCGCAAGAACCCUUCUGGCACUCGGCUGUGCAGGGAGGUUUAUGAAUUUGGGGAGAUACCAUGGGACCCAGAGUUGAUGCAGGCCUGCUACCGGGAGGCAGAGAGGAACCACAGCCAUCUGGUCCAGCUGGCAAAACCCUUUGACUUCCUGGGGAUGCGGAGCCUGGUGUUUGGGGCCCAGGACCUUGCACAACAGCUCAUGGCGGCUGCAGUUACCACCUUUCUGCAGCUGGCUGACCAGUGUCUGACAUCAGCUCUAGACCGCAGCCAAGCAGCUGAGCAGCUGGGGAAAGUAAGGGGCCUUGUACUGAAGAAGUUCACCUCAGACAGUGAGACUACUCGAUGGAGGUUCACCCGGGACUGGCUGCUGGGGAUCUUCUGGCCCUUUGUAUGGAGCCAGCUCGGACUGAGAUGUAACUUGGAACCGCCGGAGGUGGAUGGGGACAUCCUAGCCAUGGGCUGGCAGGUUCUGACCACUGAGGGUGUCUACAGAGAUGUCAUCCAGGGCCUCUUGCUGCAGAGGAUUGACAGAGAAUUGAAGAAGGUUCUCGGUGCCAGUGACAGAGCCUGCUGUCUAGCUGACUGCUCCGUAGCCCAGUGGGUCCAGGAAGGAGCAGAGGAGGAAGCUGAUGCUCAGCUCUAAGAGAGAAGAGAGAGAGAGAAGAGAGAGAGACUUACUGUGCAGGCCAAAUGCAGCCACUGCAUACAACAUGGCUUCCAAGAACAGUCAAGAGCUGCUGAGUCUUAACCCACCCACACCCAUCCUGGAGGAGAGUGGAUAAAGACCUGGAGUGGCCUCCUUGGGCCAAGGGUGUGAAUGCUUCUGCCUUUGUAACUUAUGUAUUCAACAAAGCAUCAUAGAUGGUAUUCCUGCUAAAAUUUGUGCACUCAGGUUCUGAGCUAGCCUAGGCUAUCAUAAUAAGAUACCACCGUCUCUAAAUAAAAC
This is a messenger RNA of Mus caroli (Ryukyu mouse), 2151 nucleotides long. Lineage: Eukaryota; Metazoa; Chordata; Mammalia; Rodentia; Muridae. The record is from RefSeq and is a predicted model, not a curated record.